CUAUUAAAGCGUGCUCUAUCUCCUCUCUUGUGCACAGACAUUCACAACAAUCUUUUUUUCAGUCAUAUCUUGUUCGAUUUCAUUUACCCGCUUCCCUCUUUCAUAAUUUCAGUAAUAGAAAAAUGGGUAAUACUUCCUGCUGUUGUUCAUGCUCUGCUCCCCAACAAGAUUAUCAAGAUCUUAUCAAUGAACUGCUCAAAGUGGAAGAGAUGAGUCACAUUAAUGAAUUGAUUUCUUACAUCGAUCAGCUGUUGAAUGCCAUUGACCAGAGAAGGAUUCACUCAAUUACCCUUCUUUCCAAGACGAAUCGGGUGGCUUCUUCUAUCACUUCUGGUGGUGGUUUACUGGAGAAGAUACUGAAGAUAUCUCACAGACACAUAUGCAAGAGGGACAUUAUGCCGAAUCUCAACCGUGAAACACGAAAAUUGGUAAUUGAUAUAACAAAUCAAGGAGCACAUAUUCAGUGGGUGGGAAUAGCGCUUUCAGUUGUAGGUUUUGUGUUGGAACGAAUCGAGCAAGUUUCUUCCAACAGAGAGGAAUGCAUACAACUCCUAAGAUACAUGUGUAACCUUGCAAAAUACAUGAAGCAGUUGGAUGAUCAUUUGGCUCAAGAGAAGCUGAAUCGAGUCAUCCAAUUCAUUAUUUUUUGCUGCUCCGGUUGUGGCUGAAGAUUUGCAGAGAUUGCAAAGACAACUUGGGCAAGAGUACUCAGAGCUCUCAUUGGAGGCGAUAAUCGCUGUGCUGAAUAGGGUUCCAGUUGUGUUACCUCCCUCCCAAGGAACAUCUCCUCAAGCAGUUGGUAUUGAGGAACCUAGAAAUCAUGUGACAGAACUUCUAGAUAUGAAAAGUAAAUCAGUUAAAGUGGUGGUUAUUUAUGGACAAGGUGGGAUGGGAAAGACUACUUUAGCCACUGCAGUUUUCAGCAAUCUUGAUCUCAAAAACUACAAAUAUUGUAGAAUCGAUAUAGAACAAAAUUGUUCAGAGGCUGACCUUAAGUUGUUGCAACAACAAAUUUUAAGAGACCUUUAUGACCAGAAUAUUGAGUUGAGGAAUUUGAAUGAAGGUCGAGAAAAGUUGUCCAAGGAUUUUAAAGAACACUUCUCUAAACCUAUCUUCAUUUUUGUUGACAAUGCACUCAAGCAAAGUGACUUGGAAAAGCUUCUACCGAUAACUGACCUGGCAUCCCUUCCAGCACAGAGUAGGAUUCUUGUAACCACUAGAAAUCUAAAUGAGACUCGUAUAAUUUUAGAGGAAGGAGUUGAACGUCAUUCUUAUCGGGUAGCUUAUCUUCCACAAGAAGAGGCAAGGAAACUCUUGUGUGAGUUGGCUUUAGGCAAUGCCCAAGCAAGUUUUGACCCAAUUGUAGAUAUUGAAGGCCUCCUCAAAAUAUGCCAGGGAAUUCCAUUGGUACUAAAAUUGGUGGGAGUGAGAUUACGUGAACAUGCUCAAAGUGUGUCGGCUUGUAGAGAUGUAGUUGAAAGUCUUAAAUCAGAGUUGCUACAAGGAGAGGGGGAUGAGUUACGGGAGCGUAUGGUGGAUUUUGUAUACAACCGCUUGAAAACCUCGUGUAAAGAGGCAUUUCUUGACAUUGUGUUCUUCUUUUGUAAUUGGGAGCGGGAUCAAGUGACCUAUAGUGUUGGAGAGAUAGAGUUUGAAGAGCUUGAAAGGGCUGCACUUGUGAACGUGACAAAUGAAGGCAAGGUGAAUGUACAUGAUAUAGUGAAAGCGCGAGGGAGAAUGUUGUCAGCAGAUGGGGAGAGAAUCACCGACCUACAAUCUCUCAAUGAUGUUCUCCAAAAUGUAGAGAGGAUAAAGAAAACAAAGGGGAUUGUUCUUUCUCCAUGGAAAUCAUUUGAGCUGGAAGCAAACCAUCUCAGCUUGAUGAAAAGAUGUUUAAGAGUUUUAAUAUUGGCAGAAAGGACAAGAAUAGUAAAUGGAGAAUGCAAAGGAGCCUUUGAAAAUCUAAGGUUACUCAGCCUCAACAACCAUAAUAAUUACUCACAGAUGGAUGUCAGUAAACAUCCGAGAUUAGCAGUUUUUCUUUUGGACUACAAAUUAUACUACCCUACCUUUCCUGAGUUUGCGGGAACCAUCCCAUCUUCAUUGAGAUAUAUGUAUAUAAAACAUGCUACAUUGGUUAAUAUUACCACCAUCAUUUCCCAAAGUCAAUCUUUGCGUUCUCUAACAUUGUCGUAUUGUACAGGGUUUGAUAGCCUUCCUAAAACCUUUGGGAACCUAACUACUUUGGAAAAGUUAAGUUUAGAGUCAUGUAAUAGUUUGGUGAACCUUCCAAAUAGUUUUGGAAAUUUAUCUUGUUUAAAGAAAUUGAGCAUAAAAUAUUGUUCCAGCUUAAUGAGCCUUCCAAAAAGUGUGGGUAAAUUAUCUUCUUUGAAUAAGUUAGAUUUACAGUCUUGUUCCAGUCUGUUGAGCCUUCUAGACAGUGUGGGCAAUUUAUCUUCUUUAAAUAUACUGAGCUUAAGAUAUUGUUCUAGAUUGGUGAGCCUUUCAGACAGUGUGGGUAAUUUAUCUUCUUUAAAAAAGUUGGAUUUAUAUGGAUGUUCCAGCUUGGCGAGCCUUCCAGACAGUUUCGGUAAUUUAACUUCUUUCAGUGAGUUGGAUUUAUAUGAUUGUUCCAGCUUGGUGAGUCUUCCAAAUAGUGUGGGCAAUUUAUCUUCUUUAGAAAUACUGAGCUUAAGAUAUUGUUCUAGAUUGAUGAGCCUUUCAGACAGUGUGGGUAAUUUAUCUUCUUUAAAAAAGUUGGAUUUAUAUAAUUGUUCCAGCUUGACGAGUCUUCCAGACAGUUUCGGUAGUUUAACUUCUUUCUGUGAGUUGGAUUUAUCUUAUUGUUCCAGCUUGGUGAGCCUUCCAAAUAGUGUGGGCAAUUUAUCUUCUUUAGAAAUAUUGAGCUUAAGAUAUUCUUCUAAAUUGGUGAGCCUUCCAGACAGUGUGGGUAAUUUAUCUUCUUUUAAAAAGUUGGAUUUAUAUAAGUGUUCCAGCUCGGCGAGUCUUCCCGACAGUUUCGGUAAUUUAACUUCUUUCAGUGAGUUGGAUUUAUAUGAUUGUUCCAGCUUGGUGAGCCUUCCAAAUAGUGCAGGCAAUUUAUCUUCUUUAGAAAUACUGAGCUUAAGAUAUUGUUCUAGAUUGGUGAGCCUUUCAGACAGUGUGGGUAAUUUAUCUUCUUUAAAAAAGUUGGAUUUAUAUGAAUGUUCCAGCUUGGUGAGCCUUCCAAACAGUAUGGAUAAUUUAUUUUCUUUGAAUGAGUUGGAUUUAUAUGAUUGUUCCAGCUUGGUAAGCCUUCCAGACACUUUUGGCAAUUUAUAUGGUUUGGUAAAGCUAUAUUUAACAGGAUAUAGACAACUAUCUAUGUUGCCAGAAAGUUUCGGAAACCUCGCUUCUUUAGAGAAGUUGAUAUUCCGAAAUUGCAAGAAGCUCCAGAAUCUACCUCAAAAUUUUGGUCAGCUGAAGUGCUUAAAAUAUGUGAGCAUACAUGAAUGCAUUGCAUUACAGAGCCUCUCUGGUGAUUUUGAAAGUUUGAGCUCACUAAUUGCUGUGAAGGCUUCAGAAUGUCCUCAACUGGAGGAAACUGCAAUGGACAAGUUAGCCAAGAUGAAGGGAUUGAUGAUGGUGGAUAUAGAUGGAAGCCCUAUGUUGGAAAAGCGGUGGGAACAAGUGAAGGAGCAAUACUCUUUAGCAGUAGUGGAGUGCGGAAGAAAGGAAUUCACGGAUGAAAUCUACCCAUGUGUGGAUGUCAUGUAUAGAGCAUUUUUCCACAGUGAAUCAAAAUUCGUGUAUGUUGAUGAGAAUGGGCAACUCGUGGAAUCGCCCAGUCCGGCAGGUGGGAUAAUGCUGUGGUUCUUGUUAAAGGAGUGCGAUGUGAGAUCAUCAUCAUCAUCACCAAACAGCAGUUGUUGGGAAGCAGUGAAGAAGGAAUGGAUGGAGUUGGCGGCUUCGAAGGGGGGACAAAUGAUUUAUGUGGAUAUGGGAAGGUCAUGGGAGGAAAGAGAAAAGCGUGUUCAGCAAGCUCUCCUCCAUUUACCCAGAGGCACUCUUGCCUGGAUUGCUCCUGACAAUAGGGCAAGGCUAUCCUUUGCCUAUUCCGUGCAGUCUUAUUACGAAGAUGCUUUCUCUGGCACUCAAUCGGAGUAUGAGGAAUAUGUGAAGUAUAUGGAUCCUUAUCCGCCCAACUCAAUUCGCCUAGGGACGAGGGGGUGGUAUGGGGAGCCCGACUUAGGGAUUGAGAAUUGUAUUGUGAGCACAUUCACGUUUGUGCACAGAGAGGGAAGGAGGCGGUUUGAUGCCCCCAGAUUCAUUCUCCCCGACUUACACCCUUUGCAGGAACUGAGCCUAAAAGCUUUUCUGACCAAAUAUUCUCCCCUAUUGCAGAAGCAAUAAAAUUUCUGCAACCUUAAUAUAGGUACCGGGCUUUCUGCCAGGCGUACCAAAAUCGGAAACAACACACUUCAUUUUGAAGCAAUAUUAUUCAUCUCCCUUCUUUACAAAGCCUUGGAUUUUGUAUGAGAAGACAGCUUCCAACAAAUAAUCUCCUCUCUACGAAUUUUCAUCUUGAAAAGCCCUCAGCUUUUCCGGAUCCUAUUGAGCAUUUCUAAGUUGCAUUAUUUUAUUUUAUUAAAUCCAUAGAUUUGUAAAGAAACUAAAUGAUUUUUUUAAUAAAUCUAAGUUUAAAUGAA
Cryptomeria japonica (Japanese cedar) is the source of this 4688-nucleotide messenger RNA. Its product is annotated as disease resistance protein RUN1. Gene Ontology annotation, biological process: defense response to fungus. Lineage: Eukaryota; Viridiplantae; Streptophyta; Pinopsida; Cupressales; Cupressaceae. Gene Ontology annotation, molecular function: ADP binding; ATP hydrolysis activity. The record is from RefSeq and is a predicted model, not a curated record. The transcript is spliced from 7 exons. The coding region runs from base 841 to 4392 and encodes 1183 amino acids.